Molecule: messenger RNA, 3517 nt
Organism: Oncorhynchus keta (chum salmon)
Lineage: Eukaryota; Metazoa; Chordata; Actinopteri; Salmoniformes; Salmonidae
Product: zinc finger protein 791-like
Exons: 2
Coding region: 132-2450 (772 amino acids)
Biological process (GO): regulation of transcription by RNA polymerase II
Molecular function (GO): RNA polymerase II cis-regulatory region sequence-specific DNA binding; DNA-binding transcription factor activity
Source: RefSeq, a predicted model, not a curated record
ACAGGAACUGGAAUCAGCGGAGGAUUGUGGGAAAUAGCAGCACCAUCAUCUGGAAUACAUUUUCUUCCUCUGGCGUAAAAAAAUAUAGCUGACAAAAACACAAAGAAACCUCGACUUUCAUACCUCUCAAAAUGUCAAAACUGGCGUUGUUCAAUGUGUAUAUUACUGAACGGCUAACAGCGGCGGCUGUAGAGAUAGCUGGAGUAGUAGAGAGAACAGUAACUGAAUACCAGGAGGAAAUCUCUCGUUCAAAGGAGGAGAACGAACGUCUUCGACGUCUGCUGGAUUUCAAACCGCACAGAACAGACCCCCAGCAGCUUCCUCUCCCAGUCUCUGAAGAAGAGGUUCCCCCUGAGCGGCAGAACUGUGAGCAUAAGUGGAGCCCCAGUCUGGAGAAGGACCCAGAGCCCACACAGAUUAAAGAUGAACAAGAGGAAAUCAGGACCAAUCAGGAGGAAGAGCAGCUUGAAGGGCUGGAGUCUGAUACCAAAGACUCCAUAUUCACCGUCUGUGAGGAAAGUGACUGUGAUCCUAUGGAUUUCUCAAGCCAAAUUUCCGAGAGCAGAGAGGGGGAUGUGUUAUGCGUCCGCAUUCCUCAAGAGAUCAAAACCGAGCCUGAUGGAGAGCUCUACACGGUAUCAGAAGCAACCAGUGCCUCACACUCCCUCUCAGAAGGAUAUCCAGGCUGUUCGGCAGCUCACAGUGAAAACAGUGGAAGUGGCAAUGAGGUGGAGAGUGAGGGACUAAAGAAAAGACUAAGCUCCCAUACCUCUGCUGGAAGCGGGGUGACCACAAAUGCUGCUCCUCCUUAUUGUUGCAAGUUGUGUGGAAGUACAUUUGUGUACAUUGGUCCUUUAGUUAACCAUGUGAAAAAUGUGCACACAAAGCUUACUGCAGAAUACCGUUGUGGUGUGUGUGAAGAAGUCUUUGAGUCCAUAGCAAGUCUGACGGAGCACCUGCAAACCCACAUUAAAGCAACACGCACUUGUAAUGUUUGUGGCAAAUGCUUCCCUAGUGAUUCUAGUAUGAGAACACACAUGGUAACGCACACAGGAGAGAAACAGUAUCAAUGCAAAGAAUGUGGAAAAUGUUUCAAAAAUAAGGGCUAUAUGCACUUGCAUAUGAGGCGUCACACAGGGGAGACACCAUUUUGGUGCAAAGAUUGUGGCGAAAGUUUCACUUGUAAGGGAUACUUGAAAACGCAUAUGAAGUUCCACACAAGUGAGGAACCACAGCCCACACUGAUUGAAGAUAAACAACAGGAACUUGGGACCAGACAGGAGGAUGAGCAGCUUGAAGGGCUGGAGUCUGAUACCAAAGACUCCAUAUUCACCGUCUGUGAGGAAAGUGACUGUGAUCCGAUGGAUUUCUCGAGCCAAAUUUCCGAGAGCAGAGAGGGGGAUGUGUUAUGUGUCCGCAUUCCUCAAGAGAUCAAAACCGAGCCUGAUGGAGAGCUCUACACGGUAUCAGAAGCAACCAGUGCCUCACAUGCCUUCUCAGAAGGAUAUCCAGGCUGUUCGGCAGUUCACAGUGGAAGUGGCAAUGAGGUGGAGAGCGAGGGACUACCGUCAGGAUCAAAGGCACUGAGAUCACCCAGAAAAUGGGCAAGCACCCAUAACCGUGCUAGAGGCAAGGUGACCACAAAUGCUUCUCCUUAUUGUUGCAAGCUGUGCGGAAGUACAUUUGUGUACAUUGGUCCUUUAGUUAACCAUGUGAAAAAUGUGCACACAAAGCAUACGAAAAUGUGUGGUGUGUGUGAGGAGGUAUUCGAGUCCAUAGCAAGUCUGACAGAGCACCUCCAAUCCCACAUUAAAGCAACACGCACUUGUAAUGUUUGUGGCAAAUGCUUCCCUAGUGAUGCUAAUCUGAGAACACAUAUGGUGUCUCACACAGGAGAGAAACACUAUCAAUGUAAGGAAUGUGGGAAAAGUUUCAAAACUAAGGCAUAUAUGAAAUUGCAUAUGAGACUUCACACGGGGGAGAAACCAUUUCAGUGCAAAGAAUGUGGAGAAAGUUUCACUUGUAAUGGAUACUUGAGAGCACAUAUGAAGUUCCACACUGGGGAGAAAUCAUAUCGGUGUAAGGACUGUGGGCAAGACUUCGACCAGAAGGAACAACUGGAAACACACAUGUGGACUCACCAAGGUCAGAAACCACAUGGUUGCAAACAGUGUCCGAAAAGCUUCAAGCGCAAGGAAGAACUGACCAGACACACCGCGGUUCACACAGGAGAGAGACCUUUCAAGUGCACUGUUUGUGGACAUUGCUUUGCCACCCCAGGCAACCUGACACAACACCUAACCACUCACUCUGGAGAGAAACCGUAUCACUGCAAACUGUGCAGCAGAUGCUUUAGAAACAAUCCACUACUUAAAAGUCACCUGAGGAAUCGUCACAAAUGUUAUGACAGUGCCAUAUUGUCAGAAGAUGACUUAAGUUCCUCCGUAUGAUGUGGGAGUGCCCUGUAGUUAAAUGCUUCUAGGACAAAUUUACAAAAUUGAUGUUGGCUCUUACAUUGAUGUCACCUCACUGUCUCCCAUUUAACCAGUAGAUACAGAUACUAUUAGGAGUUUUAACAUCAGAAUUAUCGACAGUGAGAAUGAAUGGUGCUGGUCAAGGAACAACAGACCUGGACAAAUAUACUUGACUCUGUAAAGAAUAAUCCCAGCUAAAGCCCAACACAGAUAGAUAGAUAGAUAGAUAGAUAGAUAGAUAGAUAGAUAGAUAGAUAGAUAGAUAGAUAGAUAGAUAGAUAGAAACAAACUAUAAUCCCCAAGACAUACAUACAAGCCCCGAUAGAUAACAUGAGGUGCGUUCAGUUCGCUUGAACGUUUGCUACAUUGUGAAACGGUUUGUACUGAAAAGACUGAGGUACAUUUGAUCCCGUUUUGUGAGUGUGGCUUGAAGCAAUGAGUGACAUAUUUAAAGGGCAUGCUGACAGUGUUCCCCAACACACAACCCAACCCCUCCCAGUUUUUCAACUGGUUGUUCAGUACAGCACCGUUUCCUUCCAAUUGAAUGUGAAAACGUACUGAACGCAGACCUGGUUUCAGUGUGGGUCAGGGGGCACGCUACAUUUACAUUUAAGUCAUUUAGCAGACGCUCUUAUCCAGAGCGACUUUUUAGGUUUCUUUUCCUGUACAUACUGAAUUGAUAUAUUGAAAUAUACUUUGUUGUUAUGUACCUUUUUUGUAGUUUUUUAUUUAAAAAAAAGUGUUGCAGCCAACAGGUAAAACAAGAAUAUGUGUGAAAUAAUGAAUAGAUAAUGAUUUAAAUAUUGUACCUGUAAUUCCCCCCAAAUGAAAAAAUGCCAACAAAAAUGGACCAGUUGUCUUUUGGUUUGUGAUGCUUUAGAACGUACAGUAGAAUCGAUAAAACAAUAUAGUGUCUGCUCUCUUUCUCUCCUCUGUCACGCUAUGUCUUCUUCCAGAGUUAUUACAUUUACAUUUGAGCAGAUGUAAAUGUUAUGAAUGCUGAUCUGCUUUUUACUAUUAAAUAAAGGCCUUCUUUAUAAAUC